UGGAAGAUUUCUGAGUUAAACUUCAUCACUUCAGGUUUUCUUUUUUCUGGUUCUUGAUGGCGUCGAGCGCAAGUCCGAUGGAAUCGAAUUGGAUAGUGGACACUUCCCUAGAGCUUAACACAUCCUAUACGAAGGAAAUUGUUCCAAGAAAUGAUAACUCUCAAGGAGGACGACCAGAAGAGCCCGUUGUGAAGCAUGAGGCCGGUGCACUGGUCGAGGAGUAUCACCGAAUUAGCCACGAGAACAGGAAGUUGACCGAAACGCUGACCCUUAUGCACGAGAGCUACAAUGCGCUGCGUAACCAGUUGAUUAUCUUGGAGAAUAAAACCUCCGAAAGUGAACUCGGUGCGUCAAGAAAGAGGAAGCACGAAGCUAAUGUUGCUGCAGACAGUUGCCAUUACGACGAAGAUCAGAUGUUCAAGAAGCCAAAGGACAGCUUCAAACACAAGAUCUAUAGAAUCCAUUUCCGAACUGAUGCGUGCAACAUGAACCUUGUAGUGAAGGAUGGUUACCAAUGGAGGAAAUAUGGUCAAAAGGUCACAAGAGACAACCCAUAUCCAAGAGCUUACUACAAAUGUUCCUUUGCCCCAACUUGUUCUGUUAAAAAGAAGGUACAAAGAUGUGUUGAUGACCCCUCUGUCCUAGUGGCCACGUAUGAAGGAGAACACAACCACCCGAGCCUGUCUGAGCCCGCGAUUCCACUAGGUUCUGAAAAACAGGGACUGAAUCUGGGCGCCCUUCCAAUUCCAUCGCCUUGGAAGUCGAGAUCUUCUAGUCCUAGGAGUACUCCUGAUUUGAUGUUCCCGGGUUUCAACACUCUAUCUGCAAAAAUGGGCCAAGAAACAGAAGCGGCGGCGGCGUUUCAACAGUUUCUGGUGCAGCAGAUGGCCUCUUCUUUGAAAAGAGAUCCCAAUUUCACGGAAGCACUCGCGGCUGCAAUAUCGGGAAGGAUAUUCGACCAAGCCCAAAUUGAGAAGUGGUGAAUGGACAGCGCAUUGUCGGAGUUUUGUAUUUAGUAUGAUUUACAUAUAAUUCGAGAACUGAAUUCAACGGUCAAGUCAUGACGGUGGUCAGUUUUGGAAUGAAGACGCGAACAUCUCAUCUUUUGUUUAUUGGCUGAGGAAGCAAGUUGAUCUGCUCACGAGCUUAUUUUCAGCUCGGGCAUAUAUAGCUAUUUGUACUCAACUUGAUUGUUUAGAGGUUUAGUCGAAUUUGAGUAGCUUGCAUACUAAACUUGUCUGGUGAUUUGAGGAUGGAGUGUUUACCUGCUUAUACUAUAUCUAUUUGAGGCGACGUUUACUUCUUA
Molecule: messenger RNA, 1306 nt
Organism: Syzygium oleosum
Lineage: Eukaryota; Viridiplantae; Streptophyta; Magnoliopsida; Myrtales; Myrtaceae
Product: probable WRKY transcription factor 40
Exons: 5
Coding region: 57-983 (308 amino acids)
Biological process (GO): regulation of DNA-templated transcription
Molecular function (GO): DNA-binding transcription factor activity; sequence-specific DNA binding
Source: RefSeq, a predicted model, not a curated record